GGAGCACGCGCCAAAUGAUGCGAAUAAGAACAAGUAAACUUAUCUGUUUAAAACCUAUUGCCCUCCAUUUUUUUAACCCUCUCGUCAGUACUGAAACGUUUCCACUACCAGCCAGCCCCAGCCCCACCCUCAUGUCUCUCCCUAAUUUCUCUAUCCGCUACCCCACCUCUCUCUCCUUCAUAAGCCCUAGCGCUCCCUUUUCUCUCCUCGAAACUCAAUAAAACUUCCCAAGCCUCAUAUUUUAUGUGUUCAAAGAUUUAAUUCUCUGUUUUUCUUUUUUGAAUGGCACGAGAAGUGUAUUCGGUUCCGGUGGUGGAGACGCAAGUGGCUUCGCUGAAGAAGAAAACGGCGGUGACAACGAGCUGGAUUUCUAUAGAUGGAAAGGGGCAAGGCGUGAUUCUUGACGUAGACAAGUAUGCUAUAAUGCGCCGCGUUCAGAUUCAUGCUAGAGAUCUUCGUAUUCUUGAUCCUAUGUUGUCAUAUCCUUCCACCAUUUUAGGCAGAGAAAAAGUCAUUGUUCUCAAUUUAGAGCACAUUAAAGCUAUAAUCACAGCAGAAGAGGUAUUGCUUAGAGAUCCAUUUGAUGAUAAUGUAAUCCCCAUUGUUGCGGAACUUAAAAGGCGAUUGCCUCAAGAUGAUCUCACAUGUCAAGGCCAAGGAGAAGAAGAAGAACACCCUGGUAUGCGCAAUGAUAUGGAUACUGGGGAAGAAAAUGAAUUUCCAUUUGAAUUCCGUGCAUUAGAAGUUGCAUUAGAAGCAAUUUGUAGCUUUCUUGAUGCGCGUACUAGGGAACUGGAGACUGAUACUUAUCCAGCUUUAGAUGAACUGACCUCCAAGAUUAGCAGUCGUAACUUGGACCGGGUGCGUAAAUUGAAAAGUGCUAUGACAAGGCUGACAAAUCGGGUUCAAAAGGUAAGGGACGAACUUGAACAACUUUUAGAUGAUGAUGAUGAUAUGGCAGACCUUUAUUUAUCAAGAAAGUUGGCUGGGGCAUGUUCACCUGUCAGCAGUUCUGGUGCUCCCAAUUGGUAUCUAUCCUCACCAAUUAUAGGUUCAAAGAUAUCAAGAACAAGUCGGGCAAGUGCAGUGACAGUUCCGGAGGACAAUGAUGUUGAGGAGCUUGAAAUGUUGCUUGAGGCUUACUUUAUGCAAAUUGAUAGUACAUUGAACAAAUUGACCACCCUGCGUGAGUACAUCGAUGACACGGAGGAUUAUAUCAAUAUCCAGCUUGACAAUCAUCGCAAUCAGCUAAUUCAGCUAGAGCUCUUCCUAAGUUCUGGGACUGUUUGUUUGUCUAUAUAUUCUUUAGUUGCUGCAAUCUUUGGAAUGAAUAUUCCCUAUACAUGGAAAGUGGGCCACGGAUACAUGUUUAAAUGGGUGGUCAUCCUCACCGGAAUACUAUGUACUUCGACUUUCACAUCAAUAAUGUCGUACGCGAGGCACAAAGGUCUUGUUGGUUCUUGAAGUCCAUAGAAUCAGUUUGGAUACUCAGG
Messenger RNA from Durio zibethinus, 1493 nucleotides. Its product is annotated as magnesium transporter MRS2-2-like. The record is from RefSeq and is a predicted model, not a curated record. Gene Ontology annotation, biological process: magnesium ion transport. NCBI's taxonomy places the organism in Eukaryota, Viridiplantae, Streptophyta, Magnoliopsida, Malvales, Malvaceae. Gene Ontology annotation, molecular function: magnesium ion transmembrane transporter activity.